Molecule: messenger RNA, 969 nt
Organism: Glarea lozoyensis ATCC 20868
Lineage: Eukaryota; Fungi; Ascomycota; Leotiomycetes; Helotiales; Helotiaceae
Product: Arabinanase/levansucrase/invertase
Exons: 1
Coding region: 1-969 (322 amino acids)
Biological process (GO): carbohydrate metabolic process
Molecular function (GO): arabinan endo-1,5-alpha-L-arabinosidase activity
Source: RefSeq, a predicted model, not a curated record
AUGUUGUUCUUACAAACCCUCGCCAUUGGCAGUAUGCUGGCCUGGAACGCGAACGCAAAUGCAGUGGCAGCUCUUGUUCCCCGGCAGAACGUCAACCCUGGUCCCGUCAAAGGGGAUACCUUCAUCCACGAUCCAACGGUUGUUAAGACUCCCGGCGGUUCGUAUAUUGCCGCAUUCACGGGUGAUAAUAUUCAGAUGAAGCAAUCCAGUGAUAGAACAACCUGGCGAGAUGUAGGAGCAGCCUUUCCUAGCGGCGCAUCUUGGACUACUCCUUACACCAACGGCGACAAGAAUCUCUGGGCACCAGACCUUUCCUACCACAACAGUCAAUACUACAUGUACUACUCGGCCUCCUCUUUUGGAUCUUCCAAGUCAGCUAUCUUUCUUGCCACAAGUAAGAGUGGUCUUCCCAACACAUGGACCAACCAAGGUCUUGUCAUUGAGUCCACAACUUCAAGCGGUUACAAUGCUAUCGACCCCAACUUAAUCGUUGAUGCAUCGGGGAAAUGGUGGCUGUCUUUCGGUUCUUUCUGGUCCGGCAUCAAACUGGUCCCUCUAAAUGCUUCCACUGGCAAGCCUUCAAGUAGCACACUCACUUCCCUCGCGUUUCGUCCGACAAAUGGCGGAGCCGUGGAAGGCCCAUUCAUCACACGAAAGGACAGCUACUACUAUCUUUGGGUUUCCUUUGAUGCUUGUUGCAAGGGUGCAGCUAGCACGUACAACAUCAGAGUCGGUCGCUCUACGAAAGUCAACGGUCCCUACGUCGACAAGGCAGGCGUAGAUAUGAUGAAAGGCGGUGGUACUCUGAUGAUGUCCAGUCAUGGCUCCAUCCAUGGACCUGGCCACAACGCCGUCUUCACCGACACCGAUGGCGACGUACUAGUAUAUCAUUAUUAUAGAGAUGAUGGUGUUGCACAGAUGGGAAUCAAUUUGAUACGUUACGACAGUGGCUGGCCUGUCAUUUACUGA